Messenger RNA from Clarias gariepinus (North African catfish), 1247 nucleotides. It is a transcript of the gene gtf2e2, whose product is annotated as general transcription factor IIE, polypeptide 2, beta. The transcript has 8 exons. Gene Ontology annotation, biological process: transcription initiation at RNA polymerase II promoter. Bases 182 to 1054 code for a protein of 290 amino acids. Gene Ontology annotation, cellular component: transcription factor TFIIE complex. The record is from RefSeq and is a predicted model, not a curated record. NCBI's taxonomy places the organism in Eukaryota, Metazoa, Chordata, Actinopteri, Siluriformes, Clariidae.
ACAAAGACAAAAGUGCGGCGUCGUCUUUUCUCUCGGAAGUCUCGCCAUGGUCUAGGUAGUUAGUUAGCUAGUUAGCAUCGCUAUUCCGUGGCGUUGACAGUUAUAAUGCAGAACUAAAUCAAAGCCUAAUGAUCUUCGGAUUCAAAACGAGAAUAUAACUGAUCUUUCUGUCCCAAACAGGAUGGACCCUGCUCUGCUAAGAGAGCGUGAACUCUUUAAGAAGAGGGCUCUGUCCACUCCGACAGUCGAGAAGAGACCGGCGUCCUCCGAAGCUUCUGGAUCGUCCAAGAAAAAAAAGAGCAAACCUGACAAGGACUCGUCUUCGGCGUCUAAAAACAUCACAGAUUCCACUAAUGGAUCCUUCAAUCUCAAAGCUCUCUCUGGAAGCUCAGGCUACAAAUUUGGCGUCCUUGCACGAAUCGUCAACUACAUGAAGACCAGGCAUCAGAGAGGAGACACUCAUCCCCUAUCUCUGGAAGAGAUUUUAGAUGAGACCAAGCUGUUGGACAUCGGCUUAAAGCAGAAGCAAUGGCUCAUGACCGAGGCCUUGGCAAGUAACCCCAAGAUAGAUGUGCGUGAAGGGAAAUAUGCCUUUAAACCUAAAUACCAUCUGAAGGACAAGAAAGCACUGAUCAGAUUGCUGGAUAAGCACGAUCAACAGGGUUUAGGAGGAGUGCUGCUGGAUGAUGUGGAGGAGGGGCUGCCCAACUCUGCCAAGGCCAUUAAGGCUCUGGGAGAUCAGAUCAUCUUUGUGUCCAGACCUGACAAGAAGAAGAUUCUGUUCUACAAUGACAAACACUGUCACUUCGAAAUAGAUGAAGAGUUCCAGAAGCUGUGGCGUAGUGUUCCAGUGGAUUCCAUAGACGAUGACAAGAUUGAGGAUUACCUGAAGAGACAGGGCAUCUCAUCCAUGAAGGAUACAGGACCAAAGAAAAUUACGCCAGUCCAAAAGAGAAAGAAGCCAGCAACACAGAAGAAGAGACGGUUCAAGACUCACAACGAUCAUCUGAAUGGUGUUCUGGAGGACUACUCUGACGGAGUCCCAAAGAAGUGACCCGUGUUCAUAAACGUUCCACACGAGUUAGGAUAAGGACUCUGUGUGUACACUGUAUCUCAUUGCCAAAACCACAUAGAGACAGAGACAAAGUUCUAAUGUGAAAUGAGUGUAAAUAUUUUCUUUUUGUGCCAGCACUUUAACAUGUAUGUUGAAGGCUCUUUUUUGUUUUUUAAAUAAAACUUUACAAUCA